GCCCCCCGCUCGCGCGCCGGGGCCGGGCCCGGCGGCCCCCGCCUCCACGCUGCACCCCUUCUUCCCGCCCUGCACCAUGAACACCAACGUCUGCGUGGAGCCGGGCCCGGGCCCCGAGGCGCCGGGGCUGCCCAAGGAGAGCCACCUGCCCGAGGGCGCGCUGGGCAGCCUGGUGGAUUACAACUCGGAGAUGGAGCGCUACCGCUCCUUCGCCACGUCCUUCUACAAGAGCGGCGGCGGCGCCUUCCCGCAGGCGGCCAAGAUCGCGCGCAUCACCACCCCCAUCUUCCCGGGCAGCGCCGCGGCCGCCGCGGCCGCCGCGCGCAUCGGCAUGGCCCCCUGGAACUGCGACAACGCGGCCACGGCGGCCGCCACGGCCAUGCUCUGGGGCAGCGGCGGCGCGGCCGGGGGCGCGGCGGGCGCGGCGGGCGCGGCGGGCGGCGGCCGGAAACCCGCGGCGGCCGCCGGCUCCGCGUCCGCGUCCGCGGCGGCCGCGCUGCUGCCCGCGGGGGGCGCCGGGGGCGGUGCCGGCGGCGGCGGCGGCGCUGGCGGCGGCGCUGGCGGCGGCGGCGGCGGCGGCGGCGGCGGCGGCGGCGGCGGCGCGGGGGGCGGCGGCGGCGGCGGCGCGGGGGGCGGCGGCCGGGCCGGCCUGCACCACCGCAGCGACGCGCCGCGCCUGGCCAAGGCGGGCUGCGCGCCCGAGCCCGCGCUGCAGAUGGCCAACACCAACUUCCUGUCCACGCUGGCCCCCGAGCACUGCCGGCCGCUGGCCGGAGAGUGCAUGAACAAGCUCAAGUGCGGCGCGGCCGAGGCGGAGCUCAUGAACCUGCCCGAGCGCGUGGGCACCUUCUCGGCGCUGCCCGCGCUCGGCGGCCUCUCGCUGCCGCCCGGCGUCAUCGUCAUGACGGCGCUGCACUCGCCCGCCGCCGCCUCGGCCGCCGUCACCGACAGCGCCUUCCAGAUCGCCAACCUGGCGGACUGCCCGCAGGGCCACGCCGCGUCCUCGUCGUCCGCCUCGGCGGGGGGCGCGGGCGGCGCCAACCCCGCCAAGAAGAAGCGGAAACGCUGCGGGGUCUGCGUGCCCUGCAAGAGGCUCAUCAACUGCGGCGUCUGCAGCAGUUGCAGGAACCGCAAGACCGGACACCAGAUCUGCAAGUUUAGGAAGUGCGAGGAGCUCAAGAAAAAACCGGGCACUUCGCUAGAGAGAACACCUGUUCCCAGCGCCGAAGCAUUCCGGUGGUUCUUUUAAAGCUGAGAGUAGUAGAUCUUACUUGCAAGGCGUUUGGAAGUGAGAGGCACACUAAUGUCUUGUUUUAAGAAACUGCUUAGUUCACCACUGAAGAAAAUAUCCAGAUAUUAUUUUCAUUUUAUGUAUAGGGGUUUCUUCAAAAAAAUAAAAAUAAAAGGAGAGGAAAGGAAAAGAAAAGAAAAAAAGACGUAUAAAAUUCAUCUGGGAGCUUGGGGAACCGGCCAGCUGUUUCCUUUCGAUCCUCUGGUUCUUUCUUUGAUGUGAUUUAGCUAUCCUAGUGAAGUUGCUGUCUAUUUUGCAAGUGACUGUAAAAAAUAAGUUUGGGUAAACCCCUGCUGUAAAAUCCUGUAUCUUUGCAAAGUACAUAUCUAUACUUCAUCUUCAAAUAUAUGUGUUUCAGUACUGUAAACUGUACAGAUAGCGGCUUGUAUUUUCUGUGUUUAGACACAAGGAGACAAUCAUGUCUGAGCAUCUAUGGAGAUUAACAGUUUGUACACCACAGUGGUUCUGCGAGUUAAACCUGGAGCAAUAAAUAUUAGCUUUAACUCUUCUCGGCCAGCCGUUUCGGGCACUUUGGCCACGCAGCUUCCCCGGGACUCGGUGCCAAGGAGUAGGAGACUCCGAAACGAGCGCGUGUCCGGCCAUACCUUCUGUCGUAUGGUUCCAAGAGGGAAGAUGCCAUGAACGUUUCACUUGAUCUUUUGAGCACUGUAUUAGAGUAGUGGUCAUGCACUUGCAUUGCUUACAACGAGCUGUACAGAGGGUGUACCUCCCGAAUACUUAGUGUAGUUGACUUGUCUUGAGUUGCACUGUCAGGCGGAGUACGCGGGGUAGUGGGAAGAUGCAGAAUCCGUUGUAUAAAUUUUUUUUAAAGUGUUUUCUAGUAUACAGAAUAAAGUAUCCUAUUUUAGCAGGAGAAAGUCAUGCCUAACUUUUUUUUCCCCCAGCCCCUCAUGGGCUAUAUGUAAUUUUUUUUUAUGUUUUGUUUUGGUUUGUUUGGUUUUUUUGGUAGGAAAACAGCAACUUAAUAAAACAUUUCCAAGUGGUUUAGUUCCAUGUAUGAUGUUGAAUUGUUAAAUGGAUAGUUUUGUUUUAAAGCUUGACAACAUCGGAGCCUCCAGCACUGAGGUGAGGCUCGGUACCUUUUUAAGCGGAAGAUAAUUCUCCACAUCCGCGUGAGACUCCUCUGCUUCCAGAAGCCUCCAGGAUGGACUGUCCCAUCACGCCCAGGGCCCUUGCUGUCGCCCGGACGCCUCGUUCCCCAGGGCAGGCUGGUGGCGAGUACAAGGCCCCACGUGGUGCCCACAUGCGUCAGGCCUGUACUGGCCGUCACGUCGGAUCUGGGGCUCGGUUUGCUCAGGGCUGCCCGGCCCCUGAGGAUGUCCCAUCAGUACAGAGAUGGUCUGUGAUGACAUGGUACCCAAGAACGUACGUUGGCCAGAUUACAAACACUGUUCCCAGCUUCAGGAGCAAAACAGAAUUUAGCAGAAAUAGCUAGAGGGUCAGUCGCCACACGCCAUGGCAUUUGGUUCUGGAUCCAGUAGCCAGUUUCCUUAGCCUGUGGCAUCCGUUAGCCCGCUAGAAAGAUGUGAGCACACUGGCUCACGCAGAGGAAAACAACUCAGGAGAGGAGAGGAUGGCGAGAAGGACGGAGCAGUCUAGGAAGCCAGGCGCAGUCAGGGGGAAGCAUAGUGGCCGUUCUGAGUGGGGAGUGGUGGCAGAGGGGAUUGGUGUCCAGCAGGAAGCAGGAAGAUGGCCUUCACGUCGGGGAGGGGCGUGCUGGCGGGAGGGGUCCAGGUGCUGGCCAUAGCCAGGAAGAGAUAUGCCAGGCCCACAGUUAGGGCCGAGAGGCUUACAUCUGGCCGCUACGGGAGAGGAUGGAGUGACCACACACUGCGAUGCCCUGCACGUUAAUUUCAGAAUAGCUUUCUCCUGGAUGAAUAUUUCUUGGAGGGUUUCUAGUUAGAGUUUCUAUUUCUGCCCUGGGGCCAAUGAGAGCUAUGUGAGUUCUUUCUUAUUCCAUCUUCAUUUUGCUUAUUGUUGAAACCGGUUUGCUGAUUAUUCUCAGAAGGAGACAACUUACCUUUACCGUCAAGUGGGGCGCCGGCCUCGGUGUUUGGAGACCGAUGACAAGGGUGGAAGGAGUCCCAGUAAGGCCACGCUGAACGAACGGGGUGUCCCCAUGUCAGAGCAAUGAACUGAGGCGUCUAAGGCAAUUGCAUGUCUCGAUGUGUUUUGUAUGUUUGUUUCUUAAACAACUGAUGAAUCUGUAUACUGUAAAAUGUGGUGUUUUACAUGUCAGUUCAAUUUCUUAAUGAAAGAAAAUUCUGUUGAUUACCAAAAUGGGCAAGUGUAGCUUUUCUUUAAUUAUCUUAACUGUUUUUAUUCUCGCUGUUGUUCUUUUAUACCAUCCAUUUUUUUUUUUUUUAUGUUUUGGGUAAAACUAUUUCUGUCGUGUAGAAUGCACGUGAAGUUCUCAUGGCCGGCCCCGAGGCAGGAGGUUCUCUGCUCCCGUCCUCCGAGGGGCCCAAGACGCGUGAAGCCCCUCAUCGGAACCCAGCGGGAGGGCUAUGAAAGUUUACAUUUUUCAUGAAUCCAAAAUGCCAAUAAAAUGUGGCUUUCGUGCACAUUUCCUGUUCCGUCCAGGGCAGGUGGAGACGAGCGGGAUCCGAAUGUAGACCUCUGUGUGGGAGGGACGUGUGGGGGGCGUCCACGCACACGUCAUGUGCCAACUGUCUAGGGAGGCCGCUCGGGCUCAGCCUCACCCCGGGUGGACACAGUUCCAGGAGAGCAUGGACAGUAGGGGAGGGGAGGGGUCCCUCGAGUCAUGACCCACUUCCUGUCACUUCCUUGUCAGCUGCCGGUGGCACCCUGCAGACCAGGACAUCACGAUAGAGACCACUCUCCUCCCGACCCCCAGACCAAAGUGGGUUCCGGUGGGUUCACUUGUCUGGGUACAGGUGGAGGCCCCUUUGCAAGGUCACGCACAUCUGUCCUUGGAAAAGCAAACACCAAGAGUGACCCUGUCCCUGCCGCGCCCAGUCUGUGAGGAUAUGGAAGUGUCUCUGGCUGGCUUCCCCCCCCCCCCCCGCCCCUCUUCCUUCCUCCAAACCCCCCAGUAGGGAGCAUGGCGUGGGGGCACAGAGGAACCCGUCAAUCAGCCACUAGGAGGAAGGAACUUCCCCUUCCAGUCCCAACCCUGGCCUUUAAGUUGUCCAAUUAAUAUGAAAGCAGAGCGAGUCUCUCGCUGAUGGUAUCUGUAAUCAAAUAAUGGGAAAAGCAAGGCGGUUAAACGCACGCACGCUCGGAGGGUCAGGCGGCUGUGCAAGAGCCGGGGUGCGCCUUUGAUCUCGGUUAGAUUCACAGUGAUAUCAAACAGUCGGUGCCCGUGGAACAGCUAAACGUUUCCGAUUUUGUUUUUAUUAAAUUUGGCAGCUUCACACUGAGCUCUGUGUUCCUGGCGGGUCAAGGCGGCCGCGGUGUGAGGAGGGAUUCCACUUCCACGGCGCAGGGGCGUCCUCGCGCCUCGGGCGUGGGCUCCGGCCCUCCCAGGUCGCCGCCCAGCCACGCGCUCCCCACCCCACUCCCUGAUAGAACUUGUGUAAGGUGUAUGUAUGCUUGUGCAAUUAUAAAAAAAAAAAGCAGUUUUGGAAAACAGUGUAUUUAUUAAAGAAACUCACUUAUGGGGCAUGUACAAAAUUGUAAAAAAAAAAAAACCCUUAAAAAAAAUACUAAAAAAAACACACCCCACCUUCAAUUUGCCCAGUAAAGUUGUUUUUGUGAAAUUUCUGUGUUGUUGAAUAAAGGACUUUAGUAUUCAAAAUA
Messenger RNA from Sorex araneus (European shrew), 5074 nucleotides. It is a transcript of the gene CXXC4, whose product is annotated as CXXC finger protein 4. Gene Ontology annotation, molecular function: methyl-CpG binding; zinc ion binding. Lineage: Eukaryota; Metazoa; Chordata; Mammalia; Eulipotyphla; Soricidae. The record is from RefSeq and is a predicted model, not a curated record. Gene Ontology annotation, cellular component: nucleus. The coding region runs from base 77 to 1249 and encodes 390 amino acids. The transcript has 2 exons.